AUGGCUGAACCAGCUCCAUUACCAUUCAUCUAUCAAUUCAUAUCUGGUGCUGUAGCAGGGGUCUCUGAGAUCCUUGUUAUGUAUCCAUUAGAUGUUGUUAAAACAAGACAACAAUUAGAUUCAACAAAUGCAACAAAAGGUACUUUAAAUUGUUUAAGAACAAUUAUUAAGGAAGAAGGAUUUUCAAGAUUAUAUAAAGGUAUAUCAGCACCAAUUUUAAUGGAAGCUCCAAAAAGAGCAACAAAAUUUGCUGCAAAUGAUGAAUGGGGUAAAUUUUAUAGAAAAGCAUUUGAUAUGAAAACAAUGAAUCAACCAUUAGCUAUAUUAACUGGAGCUACUGCUGGAGCAACUGAAUCAUUUGUUGUUGUUCCUUUUGAAUUAGUUAAAAUUAGAUUACAAGAUAGAACUACAAAAUUUAAUGGUAUGGGAGAAGUUGUUAAAGAUAUUAUUAGUAAAAAUGGUGUUUUAGGUUUAUAUAAAGGUUUAGAAUCAACAAUGUGGAGACAUAUAUGGUGGAAUGCAGGUUAUUUUGGUUGUAUUCAUCAAGUUAAAUCUUAUAUGCCAAAACCAAAAGAUAAUACUCAAAAAGUCUUAAUUGAUUUAACUUGUGGUACCAUUGGUGGUACAGUUGGUACAAUUUUAAAUACUCCUUUCGAUGUUGUUAAAUCAAGAAUUCAAGCUGGUUCUCAAAGAUAUAAAUGGACUUACCCAUCAUUAGCUAUAGUUGCAAAAGAAGAAGGUUUUGGUGCAUUAUAUAAAGGUUUUAUUCCAAAAGUAUUAAGAUUAGGUCCAGGUGGUGGUAUACUAUUAGUUGUUUUCACUGCUUGUAUGGAUUUCUUUAGAAAAAUGCAAGAUAAAAAAUAA
This is a messenger RNA of Lodderomyces jiufengensis, 864 nucleotides long. RefSeq names its product mitochondrial 2-oxodicarboxylate carrier. Lineage: Eukaryota; Fungi; Ascomycota; Pichiomycetes; Serinales; Debaryomycetaceae. The record is from RefSeq and is a predicted model, not a curated record. Gene Ontology annotation, biological process: transmembrane transport. The transcript has a single exon. Bases 1 to 864 code for a protein of 287 amino acids.